AUGGCUCCUGUACGUCGCUAUCUGCGAAUAUCCAAAUAUUCCGUCCUGGAAUGUCGCAUCUACCUCGACAACCCUUCCUUGGUGCAGUCGUGGCUGCUGAACCCGCGCAACCCCAUACUCCCGCGGGUCAUCGAGAGCGUGCGGCCGUGGGUGCUUCCCAAGCUGCGCGAGGAGCAGGAGAGGGCGGCCAGGAAGAAGACGUCUAGCAAGGCGAAGAGCAUAAAGGACACGGUCAUCACAGAUGACUUUGAAGUGUCCAUCUUCCUAACCGAGACCAACACGCGACACUCGAUCCUGGCCAAGCAUAAGCACUUUCACGACAAAGCGCCUCGGCGCAUCCAGUCAAACGCAAAUAAACUGACUGGCGAGACCGACGAUCAUCCCGUCGAUGUGGACGCCUCGGUCUCGGCAACGGCAACGACAGCAAUACGGCAAGAGAGCGACGGAGAGGACGACAUUCGCUUGGCGAACAUACCGGAAACCACCGCGGGGCGUGGAGCCAAGCGUCGCAGAAAUAGUGCUUCUGCAGCUGCAGCCGGCGACGACGACGCCUCGGCGGUCGACUUGGCAGCAGCAUCCGACACCGAUACGGGGUCGUCUUCGCCCCCGCCGAAACGUCGCAGAGACAGGGGCCGGGCAGACGCGCCACCCGGUCGAGGAGAGGGCGACGACAACGACGACGACGACGACGAGAAGAAGAAUAUGGCCAUGGACGUCUCGUACGAGGGGUUCGCCAUCUACGGGCGCGUCUUGUGUCUGGUUGUACGCAGGAGGGACGGCGGCCGCGGCAGCACCGGUCAGAGGACUGCCGGCGGUGGUGGGAGAGCUGCCGCUGCACGCUCCAAUGCUGGACAGGCAAGCAUGGAAAACUGGAUCGCGUCGACGCAGAUGCCUGUGGGGGAGGCAGUGCCGUGA
Geosmithia morbida is the source of this 915-nucleotide messenger RNA. RefSeq lists its product as uncharacterized. The record is from RefSeq and is a predicted model, not a curated record. Bases 1 to 915 code for a protein of 304 amino acids. Lineage: Eukaryota; Fungi; Ascomycota; Sordariomycetes; Hypocreales; Bionectriaceae. The transcript has 2 exons.